Molecule: messenger RNA, 5319 nt
Organism: Tachysurus fulvidraco (yellow catfish)
Lineage: Eukaryota; Metazoa; Chordata; Actinopteri; Siluriformes; Bagridae
Gene: ripk1l
Product: receptor (TNFRSF)-interacting serine-threonine kinase 1, like
Exons: 11
Coding region: 225-2180 (651 amino acids)
Biological process (GO): signal transduction; protein phosphorylation
Molecular function (GO): ATP binding; protein binding; JUN kinase kinase kinase activity
Source: RefSeq, a predicted model, not a curated record
UGUAAAAGUAGAAUCAGUGCUCUGGAGUCGAUUGUUUUUGUCUGGAUGGAGGGAGGAGUGUGUUCACUUUCACUUAGGAUGCUUAUAACGCUUAAUGUUUGUACAAUCCGGAAAUAAAAUCUACAGGACCUGACAUUAGGAUACAAUGCGCGUCGUGCACCUAUAGAUCACAGGGAGCAGGGAGCAUUUGGGAUUUGACCCAUGUCUCUUUAAGCAGUGAAAGCAUGGCAUCGAGCUUGGACCUCAUGAAGACCUCAGACCUCAUAAAGAAGGAACGUCUGGAUUACGGCGGCUUCGGGGAGGUGUUUUUGUGCUACCACAAAACUCUGGGACAUGUGGUGCAGAAGACGGUCUACACAGGACCACCUCGUAUCGAGCAGCAAGCAUCUCUGUUGGAGGAAGGCAGUCUGAUGAAAAGGUUGAACCACGAGCGUGUGGUGAAGCUGCUGGGGGUCAUACUGGAGGAAAGAGACUACUCUCUGGUCAUGGAGCUCAUUCCUAAAGGCAACCUGCUGGUCAUGCUGCAGAAAGUGAACGUUCCAGUAUCCAUUAAAGGCAGGAUCGUCCUGGAGAUCCUAGAGGGGAUGGUUUAUCUAACAGAAAACCAAGUGAUUCACAAGGACCUCAAACCAGAAAACAUCCUGGUGGACGAAAAUUUUCAUAUAAAGAUCGCAGAUCUCGGUCUGGCCACGUGUCAGACGUGGAGUCGGCUGACGAGGGAGGAGUCGCGCAGACAGAGUCGCGGAGCCAGGAAGUCGUGUGUGAUGGCGGCCGGGACGUUGUGCUACAUGGCUCCAGAGCACCUGGAAAGCAUCAACACUCGCUCUACUGAAAAAUCAGACGUUUACAGCUUCGCCAUUGUGGUGUGGGUCAUUCUGACCAGCAGGGAGCCUUACGAGAAUGCUAUUAGUCAAGACCAGAUCUGCCAGUGUGUGCGUAAAGGAGACCGUCCGGAUGAAAGCCUUAUUCCGUGCAGUUCCCCCAAAGAGAUCAUCGGCCUUAUGAAGAAAUGCUGGGAACAUGACCCUCAGAAACGACCUCGAUUUAAAGAGAGCUUUGACUCUUUCUCGCCUUUCUAUAAGAAGAACCUGCACUCUGACACUGAGCGAGAUUUGCAGAGCCUUAAAGAUUCCUAUGAAGGUCCAUUGCUGGAGAAGUUAAAAUCACUGACCACAGAGCUGGUAGUUCCUGCUGCAGCACUGGAGGCUCCACCCUUACGGCCACACUCCGGCGACUCUCCUACCCCUCUGCUGAGUUCAGACCUGGGGCCUGUGGAAACGAGCAUGGAGGAGCUGAGUUUAAUGACCUCAGGUUCAGGUGGCUUUCAAGCGGACGCCGUCCCUGAACAACCUUCUGACCCGCCGAACCUGGAACAGAAACUGAACCAAGAGUUCAGAUAUCACAAAGAAGGCAGCUACACCCCUGAGCAGCAGCCUUACAACCCUGCUUACCAUAACAACCCGGUCUUGCAGACUUCCCCCAGCUCCGUCUGGGGUGGAGAUUUUCCUCAGCAGGUAUCCUCAGUGCAAUCUUGGUCCAAGCCGAAUCCGACUCCGAAUCUGAAUCCUUACGAGGCUUUCCCCAGGCCGGAAUACACAAACCAGCUGUCGGCGUCGCUUUUGCAGUGCGGACCGAGUCAUCAGCAUAAACCAAUUGAACGUAUGCAGUCAUGGCCUUCUGAUUUCUCUGCAGUGGGGAUCAGUCCUCAGACUGAAACAAAUGGAUCGCUGUACAUCAGUCAAGCCAGUGGGAUUCAGAUCGGGAACAACAACACCAUGAAUUUCCGCAGUGUAGACAGCUCGUCUCUCAGCUCGCAGUCCAGUACGUCAUCCUGCAUCACGAGGUAUAAAGAGCUGCUGCAGAAGUACGAAGACCAUGCAGUAACUGAUGAACAUCUGGAGCUGGUCCGCAAGAACGUAGGUGGAAAGUGGAAAGCCUGCUCCAGGAAGCUGGGCCUCACCGAUGUGGAGAUUGACGCCAUCGAGCACGACUAUUCACGUGACGGUCUGGCUGAGAAGGUCCACCAGAUGCUGGAGCACUGGAAGAUGAAGGAAGGUCUUCAAGGCUGCACGGUGGGAAAACUGUGCCGUGCCCUGGAGCAGUCUGUUAAAGCAGAUGUGCUUCUCGAAAUACUGCUCAAGUCUCAAGACUACACAGCAGCGUUGUUAAGCCAGAUUUAAGUUAAAGUGAAAAGUCCGGGUGGAGAAUUUUUAUAUUGAAAUAAGAGUAGAAACACUUUCUGUUAUUUUACUUUUCUAUUUAUUUCUACUUUUCUUCUUUUUGUUUCAAAAAAACACAUUUUUAUCCUUUAACCAGACCAUAUAAUUUUCUUAAUUUUUUUUUUUUUUAUAAAAUUUAGUAUAAAAAAAAUCUUGGGGGAGACCGAAUAUUUUUACAGAAAUUUUCACCAGCAAUCUGCGAUGUGUAUAUAUAUAUAUAUAUAUACGAUAUUUCUGAUUCACACACACACAAAUCUUUCUCUUUUUAUUUAACACAAAUUUUCAACUUUUAUUUUAAGAACUUUUUAUAUUUGUUCCUUUCAGAAGUUAAAGAUUCUUUAGCUUUAGUUAUCCAGCGAAGACUUAAAGAAUCCUUCCAAAUCCCAGUUUUCAUCUUCCUAGCUGAAUUUUAAACAUCUAAGAGGUUCUAAAGAACACAACAGAGCAGAAAAGUCAUUACUGGUGUAAACCCAGUGAGUUUGAAUGACAAGAUUAACCAGUUAAUACACACACUCUGUUUAAACAGAAUCCCAGGUUACGUAGUUUGAGAUUUCACACUGCUCGUACUUUACCCAGGAUUAACGAUGAAUCCUGUCUCUUCAUAAUCUGACGUUUUACAUCUCAGUGAGAAAAAAAAAGUUCAGGUCAGUCGUUAUGCACCUGAGCAGGUUUUAUUAUCUUUCACAGAUUUCUGUUCUUUUUUUGUGUGUGUGUGUUUGUUUUUAAUUUCCUCUUGUCGUCGACCGGCCGUUCAUUCGCUGACACCUGACUUCUGAUUUUUCUCUGUGCUGUAUUUCCGUCUCGCUACAUCACGUGCUUCCGCCAUGUUCGAGCCAUUUUUUUUAGUGAGGUUUUCACACAUGAGGUUUUUUGUAUGGUAAGGGAGUUUUUUUUUUGUAUGGUAAUUGCUCAGUUUCUGACUCUGUGUUUGUUGCUAAGCAACUAGCAGUAACAUUCACACUGCACACGUUCGACACUGUAAACACUGCUGAGUUGUUCCUCUUCCGAGCAGAGCUUUAGAACCCUGGGAUUAAGUGUAUUGUGAAAGGCACUUGGACAACGAAGGGUUCUUGUCUUCCAACAGGAAUAUUAAUACAAACCCUUCUUACAAUUUUUUUCGUACACGAGUUCUACACCAAUCCUUUAACAGGCUCCUCAAACUGAAAUGGUCUUUUUUCGUGUGUGUGUAUGUAGGAUCAAAUGCGUCCUGAUAAUCAUGUUGGCGAAACAUUACAACAGUUACAGUUGUUUACCCUGUUUUUCUAAACAUGAUCCUGAAAUAUUAGCGACGCAAACAUUAACGCAACGCUCUAUCUCCGUUUUUUUUGUUUUGUUUUUAAAAUUCUCAGGAAAUAUUCUUUACAGCGUAUCUCUGCUUUUAAGUUGUGCUUUUUUACAGUUUAGCGUAACGACUUGGGAAUCCAAGGGUUGGCUGAAGUGUAGUGUUUAUUCAUUUCAUUCAGAUGGACUUUUUUUUUGUUUUGUUUGUUUUUGUGAUUAUUUUCCCCAGUGUGUUCAGAAAUUAAGCUCAACCGUUCUGAUAAACAGACAAAAUAUUACUGUACACUUCUACUUAAUGUACAGGAAAUAGAAUAUAUAGUCAGAAGUAUGAGUACUCCCAGAGCAUCCUGUCUCCUUUUUUACGAUCUAUCGCAAAAUCAAUGGGUAUUACUACAGAGCUGCUCCUUCUUUUUUUUAUACUAGAACACGCUCUACUCUGCUCUUCUGUGAAGCCUAUCCGUUAGAUGUUGGAGCGUGGCUGUGUGGAUCGGUGUACAUUCAGCUCAGAAAGCAUUCGUGAGAUCAGACGCUAACGUCCGGACGUUGAAGAAGACCCCAGUUCCAGUUCAUCCCAAAGGUGAUGAACGGUGUUGAGUCAGUAUCAGAGCUCUCGAGUUCUUCCCCUCCAAAGUUAACCUCCACACCAUGUCUUCAUCGAGCUGUGUGCUUUGUGCACAGCUGCAUUGUCAUGCUGGAAAAGUGUAAGAGCUCUUAGUUCCAUCGAAGGGAAACCGUAAGACUUUAACCACCCGACGCCGUACUGUACAUGCAUAAGACUUUGUGUUUGGGGGGAAAAAAAUAAAGUUCGAAUUCAGGGCGAUCAGGGGUGCACAUACUUUUGCAUGUACAGUAGAAAUUAAAUGGAUCUGGGGAAUUUAUGCUGCAGUAAAUCCCUGCAGAGGUUCCUGGCUCUGGAAGUUUGGGAGCCACCAAAAUCUUUGUAUAACUUGAGGAAACGUAGGCACACGUUUCGUUUGCUAUCGCUAAUAUUUUGCUAUUUACAAUAUUUGGAAUUCUUUGGAUAGAAACCACAACAGUGACGAAUCACCGGUUCCUUCUUUAAUAAGUACAGUCAAGCAUGAGCUCGCGAUCCUUAAGGUUGCUAGCAUAUCUAAGACGAGCCUCGUUUUUAAGGAAAUAUACGAACAAACUUUUGAUGACUGUGAAUAUUAAUAACUUCUGAAUUUUCUGAUUUUUUAAAUGGAAUUAUGAGACGUUCGUUUCCAUUAAGGAAACUUCAUCAACUUCAAAUUCAAUUCAUGAAAUUUAUCCAUUUUUUUGAACAGCCGGUUAGAAUUAUCUGAAGCUACAGUAGGGAUUGUUUGUUUUUUUUUCUUCAUUUAGCAAAAUGUCAGUCGUACAGUAUCUAUGCUGCAUAUUUACAUUUACGUUUAAAUUUAAGCCAUUUGUUAGAUAUCCUUAACCAUAGCGAGGUACAAAAGUGCUUAAGGAAGAGGAAGGUCUUCAUCCGUGGUUUACUGUAUGACUCAGUUGUUCGGACAUCUAGGGGAAGUUCAUUCCACCGACUCGGUGCUAGAACAGAAGAGAGUCUUGAUGUAACCCAACCUCCAUAUAUCAUGUGCUGGGACACGAGUGUGUGUGUGUAUGAGUGCGUCAGGAACACAGUGUAAUGGUUUGUCUUCCAACACUUGUUCAUUUGAAAGCAAUAAGAUUGAUUCUCAUUUUAAAUUCUUCAUGUUGACGAUAUGAUAUGAUGAUAUGAUACUUUAUUCAUGCUCAUGUAUACUAUCAUGUUAUAUUUACAGCACAGUGUAUUUUUGUAACUGAUUUUUAAGGUAUAUUAAAAGAUAAAAAAACG